UUUGACUUCCGAAGCGAAGUUCAUUAACGAACUAACUGUCAUUCCUUAUGACGGCGCUCGUGACGACCAGUUCUGUCAAACUGUUUCCCUUGUUUAUCCUUUUCGCUGCAGCUUUCUGUUUUGUUUUCGUUGAACUAUUUGAAACGAAUUUAAAUAUUAUAAAGAAUAGCCUAACAACUAGACGAUGGCCAACAUCAUUGUUCACAAUGUUCGUCACCAGCAUGCAGGAGCCAAUACCGUUUACUAUGCAUUAUAUGGUCAUUAUUUCCUGGGGAUUUCGAGGAAAAGCUUGGCUGUGAUAUAUGGCAAGUCCGAAUCAACUAUCCACGAAUGGUGUAAAAAAUUUGAGAGAGAUGGGUUUUUUCGACGCAAGCAACGCCAGCAAGUUUAUAAAAAAUUUGGGACGGAAAUGCGAAAAUGGUUGGUGGAACUCUACCAGCGGGAACCAGUUCUGUUCUUAGAUGAGGCGAAACAAAAAUUUCAAGAGAGAUUCCACAAGAAUAUCAGCAUAUCUUCAGUUUGCGUGAUUAUACAUGAAGCCGGAUUCUCUUGGAAAACUAUUGAGAGAAGGGCCAUUCAAAUCAGGGAAGCGGAAAUCGUAAGAUUUGUUAGGGAGCUGCUUUCAAUUCAGUGGGAUUUGUACAAUUUAGUGUUCCUUGACGAAGUUAGCUUCGACAGCAGAGACAUGUUGCGCCGGAAAGGAUAUGGAGUUGUUGGUCGUAAAAUAGUAUUUCGCGGUGAAUUCUGCAGAAAGCCACGGGUUUCUUUUUUAUGUUUCCUAGGUGCUGGUGGAAUGCUGGAUAGCUUCUGGACUGAAGGCACAUUUAAUCGUCGUAAGUUUUUCGAUUGCUGCCGCAGUUUCGCUAUGCAUAACGCACAUGUACAGAGUUAUCCAGGAUUCUACUCAGUAUGGAUUCUUGAUGGCGCUAGGAUUCAUUGUGACGCAAAUAUUAUUCGUUACCUUCGAUCUGUUGGUAUCAUUCCAAUCUUUCUCCCUGCAUAUUGUCCAUUUUUUAACCCAAUAGAAAUUAUUUUUGGACUAAUCAAGAAAGAUUUACAACGAUACUAUCACGAAAACUCGUCAAACUCACGGUCAGUUCUAUCGGAAGUUUGUGGUGCAAUAAAUCGUUUCAAGAUUUACCCUUGUUCCAAAAUAUUUGAACAUUGUGGUUAUCUUCCCGGUGGUGUAUUCUUACCGGAAAAGGGCCUAAGCCAGUCACUUAAAAAUAUGAAUUUUAAUAUUACCCCAGAAUAGAUUAAGAUUAGAAACAAUA
Aedes aegypti (yellow fever mosquito) is the source of this 1274-nucleotide messenger RNA. RefSeq lists its product as uncharacterized. Bases 185 to 1255 code for a protein of 356 amino acids. The record is from RefSeq and is a predicted model, not a curated record. Gene Ontology annotation, molecular function: nucleic acid binding. The transcript is spliced from 2 exons. NCBI's taxonomy places the organism in Eukaryota, Metazoa, Arthropoda, Insecta, Diptera, Culicidae.